Molecule: messenger RNA, 5186 nt
Organism: Scylla paramamosain (green mud crab)
Lineage: Eukaryota; Metazoa; Arthropoda; Malacostraca; Decapoda; Portunidae
Exons: 6
Coding region: 333-4289 (1318 amino acids)
Source: RefSeq, a predicted model, not a curated record
UAUUUCAAAAUGGUCCGAGUUGGUUCACCAGGUGGGGCGUGUCGGUGAUAGUGAAUGGUCCAAGUUGGGUGCACACCACCUUAAGAAUGUUAAGUUUUGCUCAUUGAAUUUAGUGGAUGUUUUGCCGUAAACCCCUCCAUUUUCAAGGCUAAGAUGUCAGUUGAUAGGCUUAAAAUCAGAGGAGGGGAGGCGGCAGCGUAUGGUGAUGUGACAGUGGCAAGCAGCAACAAUUUGUGCACUGUUAGGGACCAGGAAGCGGCAACACUGCAGGGUCCCAGGCAGUGUGGUGGCGCUGCCUUGUACUGUGUGUUUGAAUCUUCCCAGGUGAAGUGAUGGACAAUGACAGCAGCAGCGAAGAUGAGGUUUUCUUUGGUCCUGUCACGACUAAGGAGAAGCGUAUUGCUGCCAGAUACCACGGAAGGAAGACCCUGAUACUGCCGCAGCGUAAUCCCCUUUAUCGUCGCUGGUCCACAACACACAUCCCUAGUGCUCCUACUGCAAGAAAGGAUGACCUGGUACUGACUUCUCCCUCCAACUCAGAUAGUACCUCAGACUCCCUACCACAACACUGCCACCCUCAUGAGUCCAGUCAAUGCCAAAGGAGCACUGAUGAGUCACCACUGUUGUCACAUGAUGUAAGGGAUAGUGAUCACUCAAGAAUUUCAAGUAAAUCUGUGAGAGACUCACUUGAGGGAAGUCAUCAAGGGAUGAGUUUCCUCUCCUUGACAGAGAGCUCUUGUUAUAGCAGCAUUGAUAAUUUUGCUGAUGAUGAAAGGAGUAUCUCCAGCACAAAAUUAAGUCAGUCUUCAUCUCUACAGUCUGAAACAUCAGGAGGUGCACAGAGGCAUGAACCAUACCUUGUCACAUCACAUUCUCACUUUCCAGUAUCACCCAAGAUUCCUACUACAAACAGCAAAGAAAACCUUUUGCAAUGUCAUUCUCUGAUUCCUAUCAUGCCAGAAGAAAGUGCACAAGAGAAUUUCUCAUCCCACCACUGUGAGCAGUCUUCUGUUUACAGGCCAGCUGCUGAUACUGAGAAGCUAGUCUCACUGUCCUGUUCAGCCUCAGCUGACCUAAAAACAUCUGCCUGCUUCAAUGAGCUUUCUGAUGACUCAUUGGAAAUCAGUGUCAGAAGUCUCAGAAGUCCUAGGAAAUCUGAUGACUGUGAGGUGUCCAACAAUCUCAGAAAGUCUCCUCCCAGAAUGAGUGAGACUUCCUGCAGUUCCAAAGAGUUUAAUUGCAAUGUCAGCAAGUUUCUCUCUACACUGAGAGAAACUGAUAGCAAAGACAUCUCUAGCAUUCCAAAAGAGUCUUACUCUAAUCAUUGUGAAUCUUCUAACAAUGAGAGAAAGUCCAACUGCCUGAAGAAUGAACCACCUAGUUUUCUUGGAGAACCAGACUGCAGAGUUAGUAAGUCCUGCAUCACUGACAAAGAGUUUAAUGUCACAAGAAAUGAAUAUCCUAUCCCCAGAGAGCCUGAUGCUACAGUCUGUAAGUUGCCUAACAUUUCUAGAGAGCCUCAUGCUAUAGGUAGUGAGUAUCUCAACAUUUCUAGAGAGACUGAUGCUACAGACAGUGAGUCUCUUAACUUUGCUAAACAUGCUCAUUCCACAGGCAGCGAGUCUCCUAAUAUUUCUAUAGACUUGGAUACUGUAGUCAGUCAUCCUCCCAGCAUUCCCACCAAGGCUGAUGCUACAGGCAGUCAGUCUCCCAACAUUUCCACUGAGACUGAUGCUGCAGGCAGUCAGUCUCCCAAUAUUUCUACAGAGACUGAUGCUGCAGGCGGUCAGUCUCCCAGCAUUCCUACAGAGACUGAUGCUGCAGGCAGUCAGUCUCCCAGCAUUCCCACAGAGGCUGAUGCUACAGACAGUCAGUCUCCCAGCAUUCCCACAGAGGCUGAUGCUACAGACAGUCAGUCUCCCAGCAUUCCCACAGAGGCUGAUGCUACAGACAGUCAGUCUCCCAGCAUUCCCAUAGAGGCUGAUGCUGCAGGCAGUCAGUCUCCCAGCAUUCCCACAGAGGCUGAUGCUACAGACAGUCAGUCUCCCAGCAUUCCCAUAGAGGCUGAUGCUGCAGGCAGUCAGUCUCCCAGCAUUCCCACAGAGGCUGAUGCUACAGACAGUCAGUCUCCCAGCAUUCUCACAGAUGCUGAUGCUACAGACAGUCAGUCUCCCAGCAUUCCCACAGAGGCUGAUGUUGCAGGCAGUCAGUCUCCCAGCAUUCCCACAGAGGCUGAUGCUACAGACAGUCAGUCUCCCAGCAUUCCCACAGAGGCUGAUGCUACAGGCAGUCAGUCUUCCAGCAUUUCCACAGAGGCUGAUGCUGCAGGAAGUCAGUCUCCCAGGAUUCCCAGAGAGUCUAGUACCACUUCCAGUGAUGGUAUUCUUAGAGAGCCUAACUGUUGCUCAAGUAGGCCUGAAUGCUACCCCACAUACUCUGACUGUAGUUUAAAGGUGCUUGAGCACAGUUCCAUGGAGACUGAUUGCAACCUUAAAGAACCUCCUAGCAAUCCCAGAGGCCCUGAUUGUAGUUUAACUGAAUUACAUAUUAGUUUGAAUAACCCAGAUGGUAGUCCUAAAGAACCUGUGAAGAAAGAACUGGAUAAUAAUCACAUGGAGCUUCUCACUAGUGCCAGGAUUACUAAUGACAGUUCCAUGGACUGUGAUGCUUUGGCAACCUUCCCAGCUUCUCCUAGAUUCAAUGACACCCUUGAGGAAAUAGAACUCUUCCUGAAAUAUGGGAUGAAUUAUGGUGAGGAAGGGACAUCCCCCUUGCACGGAUAUCAAGGAUACAAUACCCCUCCAAGCCAUACUUCUGGAGAUCCUGAAUGCAAUCUAGAACCUCCUUGUAUACCCAAAGAAGCUUUCAGUAAUCCUAGUAUGUCUCCCAAUGAUCUGAAAAAGCCUUCUGGUAAUUCCAAAGAAUCUCAUUACAGCUCUAGUGAGCUUGACUAUAAAACCAUUGAGCCAGAUAGCAGUCUUUCUAUCUGUCCUGUGGAGUCUGUUAGCAGUCAUGGUGAGCCAAACCAUUACUCCAUGGAACCUCUUGCUAGUCUUGAAAAGCCUGGUGAUGGACAUAAGGAGCCCAAUGCUUCAACUUCCUUCUCUGUUUCUCCCAAAUUCAUUGACAGUGUAGAAGUAGAGCAAAUCCAGAAGUAUAGAAUGGACCAUGAAGAGAAAGACACUUUUCUUUCUCAUGGAACUCAAGAACGUACCACCCCAACUCAUAGUUCUUGCUCUAAUGAAUUUCAGUCAUCACUAGAGUUUAAUCAAACUUCGACAAACUUUGUUGAAGUGGUGCAUGUCAAGGACAAAAAAUCAUGUGGAAUAGCUUUAGGAAGAAAGGAACUCUGUGGGACACCAUUACAGAUAGAAGGGACCACUCUGUGCUCAACGUCAAGAUCCAGAACUCGGCAUGGCAGUAAUGUGCAGAGUCUGCCAUCUUUAACUAAGUCUGCUGCCCAGUUAGGACUGACCAAGCCCACCCAAAGAGUCACACCUACCUCUAGAGCCCCACUUAGUCAGCCUCAUUCACAACCUGCAAGGGAGGGUCGAAUCACCACUAUGAAGACAACUCCCACUCUUAAGGUUGUUAAAUCUUCAUCCAACAGCCACACACCAACCACCUCCAGGAUGCAACAAUCCCAAGCAUCACAAAUCAAGCUUCAACUAGAUAGCCCUACAGUAACCCUAACUCCUCGAGCUCCAGGCCUCCCUCCACAUCCGCAAAGAAAGGGUGUUGUUGGACAUUUUGCUCCUAAAAAAACCCAAACCUCAAUCCUGGACAGACAUGAUCGCCGGGCAGUGUGGCACAACAGUGUGGCCAGCCCAUUAGCUAAGGAGUUAAGAAACAACCCUCCACCACCUUUUAUCACUAAUGUAAAGUCUAGUUCAUGUAGCUCAGGCAGAUGGCAACCAUCAACCCCCCAUUCCUGCCAGUCCAGCAUCCAGCCCCCACAUGCCUCAUCAAACAACUUUUCAAAGGGAGGGAGAAGUCAGAAGGUUACAGCUGAAGGAACCUUAAGCCCUCAUAUGAGUCUUGAUGGAGAAGAUGACCAGGUUCUCCCUGUAACAAAUUACAAGCCUGGAAAAUCAGUUAUCCUGGAAAAGAAGAACAAAGAGAAUAUUAAACGCCCGUGUUGCAAGACUACCCCCAUAUUGGAAGCGAAGGUGAUAAAACAUGCAGGUCGUCUGAAGGUCGCAAAGUGCCAGAGUGCCUCCCAGACUCGACAGAGUGGACGUACCUCACUGAUGGAAGUGUCCAUCCACCAGGCUGUCUACAGUGAUUAAUUGGCAUAUGCACACAGAUACAUUGUACAGGUUUUCUAACUGUAUAUCUGGAAACACAAGUAAAACAGACAGGAAUGAGGAAACAUUUGUCCACUAACUACAACUACACACUUUUGUACUUCUUGUCUGUUCCUUAUUAUUAUAAUUAUUAUUAUUAUUAUUAUUAUUAUUAUUAUUAUUAUUAUUAUUAUUAUUAUCAUUAUCAUUAUCAUUAGUAAUAGUAAUAGUAGUAGUAGUAGUAGUAAUUAUUCAUUUUUUCUUUUUUUAUCCAUCUUUAUUUGUUAUUUACUUUUUUAUUUAUUUAUUUAUUUAUUCAUUUACAUAUUUAUGUAUUUAUUUAUUAUUGGAGCUUUUUUCUCAGCAUACCUGAUGCACCACACAUUAUUUUACUCAAAUAAUGUCAUUAUCGCUCUUACAUUUUAUUCAAGUGCACUUAGCUUAUGCCUGAAGAAUUCUUGUGUAUCUGCUUGGUUGUAUUUUAAAUUGAGUCAUGCUCACCAUAUUUUCUCUAUAAAAAUUAGAUUGUCAUAUUUUCCUUAAAUUUGUAUAUAUUGUUUGCAAACACCACUUGUACUGGUAAUGCUUUCCAUUGCCUGAGUGUGAACUAGCAUGUAUGGGGGAGUGGGGAGCCUUAUCUCAGCCCCUGUGUGUGUGGGGCAGCCAAGUAUGUUAGGUAGUGAUGAACAGAUGAUAUUUCAUUAAUUAUAACUUUAAAGGAAGAUUUUCUGCUCUUUCAAAUUUAGAAAAGUUGUGUCAUUGAUAGUUCUUUAGAAAUGUGAUUCUUAUCUCAAAUCAGUGAAUGAGUCAAAAGUUUUGCAAAGUUUAUUAUAAAAUCCCAGUUUUCUUUACAUUAGUUUUCAUGAUAAUUUGGUAUGUAAUCUUGUAUACAUAUAUCUG